GCUGCCCAGGUAGAGCAGGAUCCCUAGCCAGCGCGGAAAGGCAGGCGCACGGACACCGCGCCGGGCACAGCCCCACACCGUUCCGCGCGGGGCAGAGAGGAGCUGCAGCCCCACGCGCCGCCCCGGACCCGCUCGCCACCGCCGACUCUGCAGCAUCCAUGGGGACCAGGAGACUUUAAAGGAGUUUGGGGUUUCGGGAGCAGGGAAAUCACCGGUACGGAGAGGCGGCUUUAUUUGCCUUGGAAACGGUUUUUUUUGUUGUUGCUGAAGUGUUUGGACCCUGUGCCGGGUAGGAGGGAGAGGGAUUGUCUGUCUGAAAGUGAAUCCCCCCCUCCCACGUACAUACCGCGCACUGGCUUCCCCCGUUCUUCCCCUGUCUCUUUGUUAGGUUAUUUUGGAGAGUGCAGCCUCGCCCUAGCGCAGCCGGCUUGACUGCUGGGCGGAAGGCGAGAGAAGGGGCAGAGUGCACCUUCACGUGUGGGCAGGUGUGCCCGGCUGCUCGGGUGUACAUGCAUUGGCGAGCGUGCAAGCGUGGGGCUGGACUUGUGUGCGGCUGCGACCGUGGGAGUCUGUAUCAGUGAAUCGUCGCGACGGUUUGUCAUUGUGUGUGUAUGUGGCAUUCGCGAAAGUGUAUCAGCCUGUCGGUAUCUGGACUCCAAGAGUGUGAAAUUUUGUUGGUGUCAAGUGAGCGCUUGUGAAUGUCCGACUGUCAUUGUGCGAGGCGCUGUCAGGGGAGGAGUGUGACGGACCUAGUGUAAAAACUGAUCCCGGCUCCUGGUUCUCGCCUCGCCGCGUCAUUGAUGGGCAACCAACUGGACCGCAUCACCCACCUCAACUACAGCGAGUUGCCCACAGGGGACCCGUCGGGGAUCGAGAAGGACGAGCUGCGGGUCGGGGUCGCCUACUUCUUCUCGGAUGAGGAGGAGGACCUGGACGAACGCGGCCAGCCCGACAAGUUUGGUGUGAAGGCGCCUCCGGGCUGCACCCCCUGUCCGGAGAGUCCCAGCCGCCACCAUCACCAUCUGCUGCACCAGCUGGUCCUUAACGAGACUCAGUUCUCCGCCUUUCGGGGCCAGGAAUGCAUCUUUUCCAAAGUGAGCGGCGGCCCUCAGGGCGCCGACCUGAGCGUCUACGCGGUCUCGGCGCUGCCGGCUCUUUGCGAGCCUGGCGACCUGCUAGAGCUGCUGUGGUUGCAGCCCGCGCAGGAGCCGCCCGCGCCCGCCCCGCACUGGGCAGUCUACGUGGGCGGCGGGCAGAUCAUCCACCUGCACCAGGGCGAGAUCCGCCAGGACAGCCUGUACGAGGCGGGCGCGGCCAACGUGGGCCGGGUGGUGAAUAGUUGGUACCGCUACCGCCCGCUGGUGGCCGAGCUGGUGGUGCAGAACGCCUGCGGCCACCUGGGCCUCAAGAGCGAGGAGAUCUGCUGGACGAACUCGGAGAGCUUCGCCGCCUGGUGCCGCUUUGGCAAGCGGGAGUUCAAGGCCGGAGGGGAGGUGCCGGCUGGCACGCAGCCCGCGCAGCUGCAGUACUAUCUCAAGGUGCACCUGGGAGAAAACAAGGUGCACACCGCCAGGUUUCAGAGCCUGGAAGACCUCAUCCGCGAGAAGCGCCGCAUCGACGCCAGCGGCCACCUGCGAGUGCUCCAGGAACUCGCCGAUCUCGUGGACGACAAGGAGUAGCCGCGGAGGGGCCGCCUUCCCCACCUGUCUCCCCGCGCCCCGCUCCCUUCUCAUUCCCGCACGCGGGCUUCGCAGCCAGCGAUUCACAACUCUCGCCCUCCUCGCGUGCCCGCCGCCGGUGGCCAGUGCCCAGGCUCUACCCUCGCACUCCGGCAAGUGGCAGGAAGUCUCAGGAACUGGUCCCAGGACUGGAAGAGCACAGAUGUGUGCGCCUGGCUGAGACCCCCAAUAAUAUUGAUGGUGUUGGGAGAC
This is a messenger RNA of Loxodonta africana (African savanna elephant), 1931 nucleotides long. RefSeq names its product LRAT domain containing 1 (gene LRATD1). NCBI's taxonomy places the organism in Eukaryota, Metazoa, Chordata, Mammalia, Proboscidea, Elephantidae. The transcript is spliced from 2 exons. Bases 801 to 1679 code for a protein of 292 amino acids. Gene Ontology annotation, biological process: cell motility; cell morphogenesis. The record is from RefSeq and is a predicted model, not a curated record.